Gavialis gangeticus (Gharial) is the source of this 1829-nucleotide messenger RNA. RefSeq lists its product as uncharacterized. The transcript has 16 exons. Lineage: Eukaryota; Metazoa; Chordata; Crocodylia; Gavialidae. Gene Ontology annotation, molecular function: double-stranded RNA binding; single-stranded RNA binding. The coding region runs from base 69 to 1358 and encodes 429 amino acids. Gene Ontology annotation, cellular component: precatalytic spliceosome. The record is from RefSeq and is a predicted model, not a curated record.
GCAGCAGCAGCAGCUCGCGCGACUCGGCUGUGGUUUUCCAAGGGCUUUCAUAUUUUGAAAUUUCAAACAUGGAAACUGAAUCUGAGGUAAAGAAAGAGAAGUUGCACCAACAUCCCUUCUAUUGCAAUACUCACUUCCUGGGAUACAAACACAAAACAGUUGAAGAAGCUCUAAAAGCCCAUGGCAUUGUUAAAACGGUCAGUGGUUCAGGAGAUCAAGCAAAAGCUCCUGUAAAACUUCCUGAUUAUGUUCAAACCGAGCCAGAAAAGUUUCAAGGACAAACCCUGGAAGAACAGCUUAAUACAUGUAAAGAUUCGGAACCUGCCCUCGGACUUGAUUAUAUAAUUGAAUACCGCUCAAAAGACAAUUUCCCUGUUCUCUAUGAAUGUCAGCUGUGUCACUGUCAAACAGGAUUGAGUAACAUGUUCAUGCAUGUUUAUGGUGCUAAACAUAGAAUGGCAUAUCUGAGGCAACAUUAUCCUGAGAUAGUUGAAUCAGAUGAAGUUAGAGGUCGAGGUUCUGAACUGAACAGAAGACUUAAACAAGUUGCAGCAACUAUUGAAAUGAAGGAAGGAAGAAAACAAAUAAAGGUUGUAAUGGAUCCACCUAUUAUGAAGAGAAAAUGGCAAGAACAUAACCAUUCAAAAGCUAAAAUUCAGCAUGUGGAUGUGUCAACUAGCAGUGAAGUAAAGGCAGAUGGUAACACUGAAGAUAAACAGACAGAUUCUACUCAAAGUCUAUCUUCUCAAGGUGGAAAAGAUACUCAAGACAAGCUGGAAAAAAGCCAAAUAAAAGUAUCAAAAGCAGAUAAGCUAGAGACUAAGGAAACUGUUGAAAGCAGAAAAGACAACAACACUGAGGGAAAUAGCAAAGACAGCAAGGCAGAGUGUGAUGACAGCAGACAAUCAAGAGGUGAAAAUCAGGAUGUUGAGGGUAAACAGCAAGAGGCUAAUGAUGCAAAUUCUGAAGGGUUCACUAGCCAGGAUGAACUACUCGGAUUUUUGCAAGGUUUUGAGAUAUUGAAUGAAGAAGAUGCUUCAUUCAUCCUAAAGGUUACACAAAUUCUUACGGAUGCUUUGGUGGAAUAUCGACAACAGGUUGCACCAAGAAAAGAAAACUCUUUAUCUGUAAUGGAAAGAAAUGAACCCCAACGCUCGUCAGCUGGCUUUUUAGGAACAUUUUAUGAAAAUGAUGUCACUGCAGAAUUCUUAAACAGUGUAAGAAACAUGGAUAUUGAAGAACUUACUACUACUCUACACAAAAUAGCUGCAACAAAUCCAGCCUUCAGAGGAAUUGACAUUCCAAAUAUGAUAAGGAUCCUGACUGAAAGUGGGAAUCUUAGAGUACUGGACUGUUAGAGCACAGUGAGCAAUGGCAGUAAGCAGCGAUAUUAAAAAAAAAAAAAAAAAUGAUUGGUUUGGAAUUACUAUAUUAACAUAAACUGAAGAUUUGUCUUUUACUUUAAGAAACUUAUACGAAUAAAAUUCAGUGCAUCUACAUUUUGUACAAUUACUUUUCAGAACUACAGAUUAGUAGUUUAAUUUGACAGAUUUAUGUUGAUAUCCAAAUAAGUUGACGUUCUGUAUGUUUUAGAAAGAGAAUGUAACACUGAAAUGUUCUCUUUCCCUUUUGUACAAACAUUUUUAUCACUUUUGAAAACUGGCAUAGCUAUAUCUAGGCCAGAUGUCUUUGGAUCAUAUGCUAGAGGUAUAACAUUUUCUUUUAACUGUUCAUUUAAAUGUGAAUUAAUGGAAGACUGUUUUUAGGGCCAUCAGUCCAGCAUUUUUAAGUCAUAAAUCAUAUUUGUGACUAAAAUAUCAGUACUGUAA